Geodia barretti is the source of this 696-nucleotide messenger RNA. The record is from the annotation of a GenBank genome assembly. Lineage: Eukaryota; Metazoa; Porifera; Demospongiae; Tetractinellida; Geodiidae.
AUGGCUCUGGGGUUGGCGGAGGCCGGUUGCGACAUCGCGAUUGCGGCCCGCAACGAGGAGAAAAACGCCGCCGCAGUCGCUGCCGUCGAAUCCACCGGUCGCCGUGCCUUCGCAAUCCCCACCGACGUGACCAGCGAUUCGGACAUCGACGACAUGGUAUCCCGUGCGGUGGCCCACUUUGGUCAGCUGGACAUACUGAUCAACAACGCCGGCACAACCGUCCGCAAAUCGCCUGAGGAAAUCACCGCCGCAGAGUGGGACACUGUCCUGGACGUCAACCUGCGCGCCGCGUUUUUGUCCAGCCGGGCGGUUUACCCACACUUCAAAGCGCGCGGAGGCGGCAAAAUCAUCUGCAUCGGCAGUAUGUUCAGCAUUUUUGGCGGCGGAGGGAGCGGCGCACCCUACGCGUCGAGCAAGGGCGGUGUGGUGCAAUUGGCCAAGAGCUUUGCCGUGGCGUGGGCGCCCGACAACAUACAGUCCAACGUCAUCCUGCCCGGAUGGUUCAUGACCGAGCUGACCCAGGCGAUCCCGGAAACUCAGCCGGAGCGUUACGACAACAUCAACCGGCGCAUACCCAUGGGUCGAUGGGGAGAGGCGGCGGAACUACAGGGCGCAACGGUGUUCCUGUCCAGCCGCGCCUCUGACUACGUGACCGGUGCGGCAAUAACCGUGGACGGCGGGUAUUCGGUAACCUGA